AUGGAGCAGGCGGCAGGUCUAAUCUCAGACGCACACGAGUCUGACCCAAUGGAAUUGGACGACGAGUUCGAUCGUGACGUCGAUAUGCCGAUUCAACAGCCAACACGCAGCGUCCCAGCCACAGCCGAUGAGGUAGUCAGAGAUGACAAAGACAAGGGCGCGGCAAGCGCUUUCUUCACAUUCAGAGAUCAUGCCAUGCCUUCGGCCUCGCAACCUCUAUCCGCCAAAGCAAAACUCGUGGCCUCAUUGACUGCACGGCAAGUAUCCACGACUCCGGCAAAGGCAAGCGUACCAUUGUCAGCAUCAACAUUAAACUCUGUCCGCCCAAUCGAGACGAAAACCGCGAGCGUCAACAAUCCUACCCGUCAAGCAGUCGUCAACUUCGAUGACUCCUCCGACUCGAGUUCUGAUUCCGGCUCCGGCUCCGACGAAUCCGAGGUAUACAUUGUCGAGAAGAUUCUUGCCCACAGCCUCUCGGAUCCCAAAUCUCACAACAAGUCUGUCCGUGGCGACAAGCCAGUCAUGCUGUACCAAGUGAAGUGGGAGGGCUACGACGACACAACCUGGGAGCCAGAAGCUAGUUUCCAGGACAGGGAUGUGCUGGAGCAGUAUUUGGCACAGCAAGAGCAGAAGUAG
This is a messenger RNA of Aureobasidium vineae, 636 nucleotides long. NCBI's taxonomy places the organism in Eukaryota, Fungi, Ascomycota, Dothideomycetes, Dothideales, Saccotheciaceae. The record is from the annotation of a GenBank genome assembly.